Triplophysa dalaica is the source of this 2073-nucleotide messenger RNA. RefSeq names its product tripartite motif containing 35-1 (gene trim35-1). The coding region runs from base 1 to 1512 and encodes 503 amino acids. Gene Ontology annotation, molecular function: zinc ion binding; ubiquitin-protein transferase activity. NCBI's taxonomy places the organism in Eukaryota, Metazoa, Chordata, Actinopteri, Cypriniformes, Nemacheilidae. The transcript is spliced from 6 exons. The record is from RefSeq and is a predicted model, not a curated record. Gene Ontology annotation, biological process: protein ubiquitination.
AUGUCUCUUGAAGAUGAGCUGUCGUGUCCCGUGUGCACGGAGGUGUUCAGUCAGCCCGUGUUACUGAGCUGUGGACACAGUUACUGUCAUCAGUGCAUCACCGAUCAUUGGUCGGCGAGCGGCUCCAGAAGUUGCCCGGUGUGUCGACAACUCUCCCCGCAGGAGCCGAUCUCCAAUCUGGGACUCCGCAACGCCUGCGAGACGUACCUGAAAGAGCGCAGGUCCGAGAAACAGAGGGACGAAGAAUGGAAGUGUCACAUACACGGGGAGAAACUUCAGCUCUUCUGUAAAAUAGAUGAUAUGCCCAUAUGUUCACAGUGUAAGAAAGGUGCUCACAGAUAUCACAACACACAGACACUGCAGCAAUCCGUAAAACAGCGCAAGGGGAAGCUUAAAGCAGCACUUUGCUCAGCUGAGAAGACGCUCUCAUCAUUAAAGAACGGCGCCACACAAGAUGCCGAAGUCUCACGAUACAUUCAGUUUCAGACUCUGCAGACCGAGAGGAUGCUGAAGGAAGAGUUCAAGAAACUCCAUCAGUUCCUUAAAAAAGAGGAGGAGGGCAGGAUAGCAGCGCUGAAUAGAGAAGAGAAAGACAAGAGAGGAAGAAUAGAUGGUAUAAUACAAGGAAGAAUACGCUCACUUUCCGACAUGAUCAGAGAAGUGGAAGAGGAAAUAAAAGACAAUGACAUCGACUUCCUACAGAACUACACCAGCAUGAUGAGCAGAAUUGAGUGUGCACUCCUAGAACCAAUGCUGUGUUCUGAAUCUUUAAUCGACGUUCCUAAACAUCUGGGUAACCUGAAGUAUAAAGUGUGGAAGAACAUGAAGGACGUCUGCUCUUACUACCCCUUGGCCCUGAACCCAAACACAGCUCCACCAUGUUUCUCUGUAUCAGACGAUCUGACAUCUGUGACCUCGUGUGUCCAGCAGCGGGAGAAUCCCAAUCCUCUGUACAGGAACUGCAUGGUGUUGGGAAAUGUGGGAUACGGUGAUGGAGUCCACACGUUCACUAUUGAGGUGGGAAACAGCCGGCACUGGACCGUCGGCGUGUGUCUUGAACUUUUGGGCCUUGUCUAUGGUCUCAAACGUGAUGGAGACAUGUACCAUAUACUGACAUCUCAGAUAAUGUUUAAGAUGAAUGCGAAUCCUAAAGCAAUGCGUGUGAUGGUGGAGGAUUAUUAUGACCUGUGGUUUCGACGCUGGAGGAAAGUCAGCUUUUUUGACGCCAAGACCGAUUACCAUUUUGCCGAAAUAUCUAGAGUGCCUUUAGGGAGAAGACUCUUACCGUUUGUAAUCCCAGGAGAGCGCGCCGGUCCCCUGCGUGUCCUCCCAGCUGAGGUAACAUUGACCCAUGAACAAACUGACCAGAAACUUUUCUUCAUUCAGAGAUAUAGAAUCUGCUUUUUAUUUUGUUUUGGUUUUGUUAUGGUUUGUUUUUUGUAUUAUUUUGGCUAUUUUGACAAUGGAAAUACAAUGUCUGACAGAGCAAAUGAGUCCGUUAGUUAUUUUUGAAGUAAGAUAUUUAACAAUGAAUACAAAUAAAUUGUAGUUGCUUGGUGUUGGGCUAGAAUAAUUAUUGCAGUAGUGGGUUGAGUAACUUUGUUUUCCAUCUUCAUUUAAAAGUCUGUGUUGUAAGCUGUUACUGUUAACAUACUCUUACGUUGAUUUUGGAAGUCAGUGUCAUAUUUCGCUGCUGUCCUUCAAAUUCACUGUUUUUCAGGAAACAGAUAAAAGAAUUUAUUCUUUAAAAGUUUUAAAAGUUGCCAAACAUUUGAAUGGUUAGAUUUUUGUAAACCUAGUGGGUGACUAAUAAUAAUGAAAUAUCAAAAUAUGUAUUUGAAAGGUACAGUGUUGACUAACAGCUCUUUUUGCUGCUUACAUUGACACUGUGAAAAUGUGAUCCAGAGUGAAAAUAACCCGUAUGUACAUGGUGAAGAUUCAUUAAAAAUCAUUACGCUGUCAUGAAAUCAUUCAAAUGCUGAAAGAAAAAUGAAUGUAACAUUUAUAUUUUAUUUUUAUACUUACUAGUGUUCUGUAAUGAUCCAUUUCAAUCUAUUAAAUUGAAUGAUUACC